AUGAACGAGGACGGCGUCGAAUACUCGGACUCGUCCGAGUCUGAGUUGGGAUAUGAGUAUGACUUGGAGUCGGAGGAGGCCGAAAGCCAGCAGCCUGAGCCGCCUAAGAAGUGGGCCACUCAAUCUGAAAGUGGCACAGCUUGCGCUAUGGCGAGGCCCUCUCCCAAACCCAAAGUGCGGACGAAAGACCAUCACAUCGCCGCCCUGCGCGCGGAAACUCGUCGUCGUAUCCGCGAGCUCAUCGUGCGGCUCAUGGGCGCGACUCUUACGCUCGAGACCGCCGCGACGACCGGUGCCGCAGAUGGCGUCGCCCUGAAGAUUGAGGCGCUGGAGUGUCUGGUGCAGGCUGAGACUCUGCUCGGCGAUCAUGAAACGCAGGCCCAAGAGUAG
Molecule: messenger RNA, 390 nt
Organism: Purpureocillium takamizusanense
Lineage: Eukaryota; Fungi; Ascomycota; Sordariomycetes; Hypocreales; Ophiocordycipitaceae
Exons: 2
Coding region: 1-390 (129 amino acids)
Source: RefSeq, a predicted model, not a curated record